AUGUCUGGGAACCAACACUCCCCAACUGGGCUUCCAGCUGCCGGCGAAGGUGCCUCUUUGCUAGCUUUACUGGAACAAGAGUACAGCGAUUUGUCUCGUGAGAUGGAAGAAGAGAAUCUUUCCCCUGGCAAUCGAAUACUUCUCGACGGAGUUGGCUUAGAGCUUCGUGUGUUUUACUUUCCUGAGAUAUGCAUCCCAGAGAUUCGUCGGAAAGGUCUGCUGAGGGCAUAUAAUACUGCCCAGGCUUUGAUUGUCAAAAUUCGAGCGGCCGAUGAGGCAACAAAUCUGAUGAGCUACUCUCCAAGCGCCUUCUACAGACUCACGAUCUUGGCUGCUCUUGUGAUCCUCAAGAUCAUAAAUUCGAGUUAUUCCAAUUUUGUGGACACAGAAAGUGGCAAAAGCACAUUUAUUUCUGCGCUGUCUUUGAUUCGCCAAUCUUCCGUGGAAGAUAAUGAUCUCCCUGGGAGAGCGUCAAAAAUCCUGGCUCAGCUUUGGAGCUUCCAAAGUCAGCGUUAUCGAAAUAUUGAGGAUCCCAGUAUCAGACUCACGACGAGAUCUUCGGCAAGUGUCCUUCAUGAUUCUUUGUGGAUGUGGAGAGACAGAUUUGGAGGCCAAAGCAGUGGUAACAACUCAUCUUCCGAUGGAACGGAAGCAGAGACAUCUGCCCGAAUGUGGAAUACACGUGACCCCCAAGCGGUCCAUGAAGCCGAUCCCCUGGACUCGAGUAAUAUUAUGGAUUGCAUGUUUGAUCUCGGAAUGCCUGCUUUUGUAUCAUGGGAGUUUGAGAGAAAUCUGGGCCACUUCCCUCCGCCUUGA
Molecule: messenger RNA, 816 nt
Organism: Penicillium bovifimosum
Lineage: Eukaryota; Fungi; Ascomycota; Eurotiomycetes; Eurotiales; Aspergillaceae
Exons: 3
Coding region: 1-816 (271 amino acids)
Source: RefSeq, a predicted model, not a curated record